AUGUUAAUGUUUUUUUCUGAUGUGCAAGCUGUCGGUGGAGUAGGUUCUGGCAGUUUGAAUUUGCUACCUGAGGAGACUUCUACCAUCGUUAAGGAACCGGUUGGGAUUGUAUAUUCAGAGAACUCUUCAAACAGUAAUAAUUUGCUUCGAGGGGAACGUGUAGUAUCCAGGGUAUUGUCAGCUACGAAUGAGGAAGGUCGAGUUAAAGGGGAGAACUCCAUCGAACAUGUCACAUAUGAGGAAGAUGCUAUUGAUGCUGACGACAAUGAUGAGAGACUUACUAAAUCAUCUAAUGCUUCUGAUAAAGCAUUUGAGGUCUUACUUACUAUGCAAGGGAAACAACAUAUUGAAUCUUCUAGCAAAGUAAACAAUAUCAAGCAUCAUGACGAAACACCGCCUGAUGUUCGAGUACGGAAACUAAAGGAUCAGCUCAUCCAAGCUAAAGUUUAUCUUUCCCUUCAGGCAGUUAGGAACAUUCCCCAUCUCACUCGGGAAAUUCGGCUACGGGUAAAGGAAGUUUCACGAACAAUUGGAGAGGCAAGCAAAGAUUCUGACUUGCCAAGGAAUGCAAAUGAGAGAAUGACGGCAAUAGAGCAAUCAUUGAUGAAAGCAAGGCAAAUUCAAGAUGAUUGUGCCACAUCCGUGAAGAAGCUUAGGGCUAUGCUCCACUCAUCAGAGGACCAGCUUCGCGUGCACAAGAAACAGACCUUAUUCUUAACACAAUUGACAGCUAAAACACUGCCUAAAGGUCUCCAUUGUCUUCCGUUGCGCCUAACAACUGAAUACUAUAACUUGAACUCUUCUCAGCAACAAUUCCCCAAUCAAGAGAAGUUAGAAGACCCUGGACUAUACCAUUAUGCAAUAUUCUCAUAUAACAUACUGGCCACAGCUGUUGUUGUGAAUUCUACUGCUGCCCAUGCUAAGGAUUCCUCCAAACAUGUUUUCCACAUUGUAACUGAUAGGCUCAAUUAUGCGGCAAUGAGGAUGUGGUUUUUGGCCAAUCCACCUGGAAAGGCGGCAGUUCAAGUUCAAAACAUUGAAGAUUUUGCAUGGUUGAACUCGAGUUACAGUCCAGUUCUUAAGCAGCUAAGUUCUCCUUCAAUGAUAGAUUAUUACUUUAAGGCUCACCGUGCUUCUUCUGAUUCGAACCUCAAGUUUCGGAAUCCUAAGUAUUUAUCUAUGUUGAACCAUCUCCGCUUCUACUUGCCCGAAAUAUUUCCAAACCUCAAGAAAGUGUUGUUUUUGGAUGACGAUAAUUUCGACCCCCGUGCUUGUGGAUGGGCAUAUGGUAUGAAUGUUUUUGAUCUGGUCGAAUGGAAGAAACAAAACAUCACAGAGGUGUACCAUAAUUGGCAGAAGCUGAUCUUCACAAGUCAAAGGAAAUGGAUGCAACCAAGUCAAACAAUUGUGAAAAACCGGGCAGCAGCGUUAAACGUAAAGGAUAUAAGACCGCAAAUGCAUUCAUCUACAUCAACUCAUGCUUCAUGUCAUGGAAAGCAAUGUAUCAAUGAAGAUGUUGAAAAGGACGAUAUAAAUGAUGAAAUUCAAGAGGACGACAUAAAUGAUAAAAUUCAAGAGGACGACCUAAAUGAUAAAAUUCAAGAGGACGGCGUAGAUGACGAAUUUCAAGAGAACGACAUAGAUCUAGAUGAUGAAUUUCAAGAGGAGGAUAUAGAUGGUGAAUUUCAAGAGGACGACGUAGAUGAAGAAUUUAUGGAGGAUGACAUAUCUAACGAAUUUCAAGAGGACGAUUUGGAUGCUUUACUCCUAGAAGACAAACUUGAAUGA
This is a messenger RNA of Vicia faba (fava bean), 1788 nucleotides long. Lineage: Eukaryota; Viridiplantae; Streptophyta; Magnoliopsida; Fabales; Fabaceae. The record is from the annotation of a GenBank genome assembly.